Messenger RNA from Pan troglodytes (chimpanzee), 3662 nucleotides. It is a transcript of the gene NSMCE3, whose product is annotated as NSE3 component of SMC5/6 complex. NCBI's taxonomy places the organism in Eukaryota, Metazoa, Chordata, Mammalia, Primates, Hominidae. The record is from RefSeq and is a predicted model, not a curated record. Gene Ontology annotation, biological process: negative regulation of transcription by RNA polymerase II. The coding region runs from base 2102 to 3016 and encodes 304 amino acids. The transcript has a single exon. Gene Ontology annotation, cellular component: nucleus.
AGGAAGGGCUUUAUUCAGCUGGGAGCAUCGGCAAGCUACUGCCUUAAAAUCCGAGCUCCCCGAAUGCACAAUUUCUGUCCCUUUUAAGAGCUCACAACACUAAAGAUUUUACAUGAAAGGGUCGUGAUUGAUCAGAGCAAGCAGGCGGUAUGUGACAGGGGCUACAUGCACCGGUGGUCAGAGAGAAACAGAACAGGGCAGUUCUGUUCUUUAUACAAUGUUCUUCUAUACAAUGUCUGGAAUCUAUGAAUAACAUCGGUUUCUAAGUUAUGAGUUGAUUUUUAACUACUGGGUUUAGGCCAGGCAGGCCCAGGCCUGGUUUUGGGCCUGGCGCCGGGCUGCCUGUAUUUGGUUUUACUUCCUUGUUGUUUUUUCUUAAAACAGGUACUGAGUAUAAAACAAUAUAAAACAAUAUGAGACGGUCUCUCUAUUCCCUCAAUACAACAUCCACAUCCUGCAGUAGGGACCUUUUGCAGAAUUCUAGAUGGCAGGAAGCUUCUAUGAACCUAAGUCCAGAUUUUAAUUUGCAAGGAAACUGAAGCAGAUGAAUUUUCUCACUGUAAAAAAAUGAAUGCCUUGAUAAUAUAUUUGUUUUUCCUAGUAGGCCUUUGUCAUUAAAAUUGAUGCCUGAGGAUAUAGUUGUAUCUUGUGUGGAACAGUAAGUUAUUACUCAUUGCAUACCAGAUUUUAGCAUACUUGCAUUAGUUCAUGGAAUAUGAUUUUACAUUUACUAUUGCAGUUCCAGUGCCAUUAUCAGAUUGCAUUUUCCUACUGAAUUACAAACAAAAGUGUUAUGCUACUAACAUUUAACAAAAUUUUAAUAAGGUUGUGUUUGAUGCUAUUACUCAGAUAAUGUGUUCUAAAUUGCUUUCCUUUGAAUAUAUUUGCAUUAAAGAGGAACUCAAUUUGGUUCUUUGAAGAGUUUAUCCACUUUCUGGGUAGCUUUAAAAAGACACAGGGAAAUUCAGUUUCUUCUUUGCAAGUAAAUAGAGAAGAAACAAAUUUGCUAAGAUCUGUAGAAGUCAUGGCAGCAGACUGCUGAUGGUUUGAGUUAAUGAAAUGACUCAUUUUGGCUACUUGAGUUGCACAAUUAAAAUAUACAGUAGAGACUGUAUAUCACAUCAUAGAUGAGAGAUAAAUACCCCAGUGUUCUCUUUUUUUUCCUCAAAGCUAAUAUAUUGUGAAUUAAGAAAUUUAAGAGCUCCACAUUAUUGCAAUUCUUGAUCAGUGAUGCCCCAAAUUAAGUGGUAAUCUCUUGAGAGUGCACGUUUGUUUGCAGCAUUCCUCUUACCCAUUUCUGCUAAAAUUGUGGUUGUGACGAAAGCAGUUGUUUUCCAAAAGAUAAACCCAUGUGACCAAGCUAAAACAUUUACCUAAUAUUGACACGUUUUGUGUGGUCUUCUCAUAGUCGUCUAGCUAAAGGAGUUUAAUGCAGAGAAUAUAAAUACGGAAAUAGUGAAACCGAAGUCCUGCUUGCGCGGAAAGCCUGCAGCAGACUUUGGUUUUUAACAGACUCCAUGGGGCAUUAGAGAAAGUAACUGGGGGCAGUGGGAUGGAGGGUAUGAAAUUGGGUGGAGGGACGAAAACUAAGAGCCCUCUGGGUCUUUUAUGUCCUUCUACAUUUUGUGUAGAAAUAAAUGCUUUUACUUUACUUCCACGGUCGGCCCUUCCUCUUCACCUUUUUUUUUUCUCACACAUUCAUCCUCUGAAUUCUUUCCGUUUACAAAUGCUCCCGAUUUAGAAACUCAUGAUACUGUCUGUAAAACUUGCCUGAGCCUGUGUGGUCUGAAUUUAGCGACACACUUGUUUAGGAGUUUCGGUUCUCGCUCUCUGCUUGCAUGGUUUGGUAACACCACUUCACUAUACUAAAAAUCAUCGCCCGGACCCGCGGGCUGUACGGAAAACGCUGUUCCUUUUGAUACCCGCCGCAGCCGCGCAGGCGCGCCGCCCUGACGCAAGGCGCAGGCUUCAUGACGCAGCACGCAGUCUCAGCCGACACUGCGCGCGCCUCCAGGCACCGGCGUUAGCGGGUCGCCGACACACAAUCCCCGCCGCGGCUGCUUGCCUACCGGACUGUGCGCCGGCACUUGCCGCUGGGGACAUGUUGCAAAAACCGAGGAACCGGGGCCGCUCUAGCGGCCAGGCCGAGAGGGACAGAGACUGGAGCCAUGGCGGAAACCCCGGGGCUUCGCGGGCCGGCGAAGACGCCCGGGUUCUCAGAGACGGCUUUGCCGAGGAGGCCCCGAGCACGUCCCGCGGGCCGGGCGGCUCGCAGGGGUCGCAGGGCCCCUCGCCUCAGGGCGCCCGCCGGGCCCAGGCCGCCCCCGCCGUGGGGCCCAGGAGCCAGAAGCAGCUGGAGCUGAAAGUGUCCGAGCUGGUGCAGUUCUUGUUGAUUAAAGACCAGAAGAAGAUUCCGAUCAAGCGGGCCGACAUACUGAAGCACGUCAUCGGGGACUACAAGGACAUCUUCCCCGACCUCUUCAAACGGGCCGCCGAGCGCCUCCAGUACGUCUUCGGGUAUAAGCUGGUGGAACUUGAACCCAAGAGCAACACUUACAUCCUCAUCAACACCCUGGAGCCUGUGGAGGAGGAUGCCGAGAUGAGGGGUGACCAAGGCACGCCCACUACGGGCCUCCUGAUGAUCGUCUUAGGGCUCAUCUUUAUGAAGGGCAACACCAUCAAGGAAACUGAAGUCUGGGACUUUCUGCGGCGCUUAGGGGUCUACCCCACCAAGAAGCAUUUAAUUUUCGGAGAUCCAAAGAAACUCAUUACUGAGGACUUUGUGCGACAGCGUUACCUGGAAUACCGGCGGAUACCCCACACCGACCCCGUCGACUACGAAUUCCAGUGGGGCCCGCGAACCAACCUGGAAACCAGCAAGAUGAAAGUUCUUAAGUUUGUGGCCAAGGUCCAUAAUCAAGACCCCAAGGACUGGCCAGCGCAGUACUGUGAGGCUUUGGCAGAUGAGGAGAACAGGGCCAGACCUCAGCCUAGUGGCCCAGCUCCAUCCUCUUGAAAGGUGGAUUCAGAGGGACCCCCGGGACAAGGGUCUGAGACCCAAAGGCACAGUGCAGAGGAUUGGGGGAAGGGAGAACGAACCCAGGGAGCAUAUUGCUGUAAACGCUUCAAUGUGUGUAGCUUUAGGAUGUGUUUGCAAAGUUUUGUUUUUUUAAUGUUGUGUUAUUUUACUCCAGAUUUUCAUCUAUAAACAAAGGAGCAUUUGUUUUGAUUUUACUCUUUUUGGUAUAAAAAAUUUUGCUAGCUUAGUAAAACGAAUUGGAAAACUUGACUAUGAUCUAGAACAGAUAAUGCAAGAAGGAACGCAUAAGUAAGUUGCUUUGGUGCCAAGAAAAUUAAAAAGUAGCUAUUAUCAGGUCUCCUAACUACCCCGGUUUGUAAGGAAAAAUAAAAGUUUUUAUAAAAUUAAAAAAACAUAAUUGCCUAUAUCCUUAUUAUGUUAACCUAUUUUAUUUUCCUAUAUUUCCUACAUAUAUAAGUAUUAUUCGUGGUUCCAAGCAAUGAGUGUAAUGUAUUUUCUCCAAAUAGCAAUUGUUUAUAUUCAUAAUUAUUCAGCUCUGCUGCUAAACACGUAGUUCCACUUCGUUUUUUUCUUCUUGCUACUGUAGUUAUUACAAUAAAUACUGUAUUUUUGAAGCACUUAA